AUGCCUUCUGAGGUGGUGCUGAAGCUUUUCGGGGAGUACUUCUUCAGCUUCUGUAAGAUGGCGGGGUACGACACCAUGCUACGUACGCUAGGGGGGAACCUGGUGGAAUUCAUUGAGAACCUGGAUGCUCUUCACAGCUACCUGGCUCUUUCCUACCAGGAGAUGAACGCUCCCUCGUUCCGUGUGGAGAAGAAUGAUGAUGGGAGGAUGUUGCUUCAUUACUACUCGGACAGGAAAGGCCUAUAUCACAUUGUGCCAGGCAUCAUUGAGGCGGUGGCGAAAGACUUCUUUGACAGCGAAGUGAGCAUGACCAUCCUUAACCAAUCAGAGGAAGACGAGCGCACAGGGAAGAAAGAGCAUGUGUUCUUCCGGGUCUCUCAGAGGAGCAGAGGGUCAAAUAGGGAUUUCCGGCCCCAAAGAGAGAACAAGGAGGUAACCAAGGAGGAUGAGGAGAUUGAUAGGAGGCCAGGUGUGCCAGUCUGCCCCACUGCCCUGCUGGGAAAAGAUCACACUGGGACAUGGUUAGGAGCGUUGUCAUGUUUGGAAAAGGAGGAGCUGAGGAUCCUCUCACGCCACCUCGAGAUGGAGAAGAAGAAGACGGAGACUCUGCUCUACGCCAUGUUGCCUCGCCACGUAGCCAAGCAGCUGAAGGAGGGCAAGAGGGUGGAAGCAGGUGAGUUCCAGGUGUGCACCAUCCUGUUCAGUGAUGUGGUCACCUUCACCAAUAUCUGUGCUGCCUGCGAGCCCAUCCAGAUCGUCAACAUGCUCAACUCCAUGUACUCCAAGUUCGACCGCCUUACCAGCGUCCAUGACGUGUACAAGGUGGAGACUAUUGGAGACGCCUACAUGGUGGUGGGUGGGGUUCCCAUUCCAGCUGACAGCCAUGCAGAGCGGGUGGCUAACUUUGCCCUGGCUAUGCGUAUCGCUGCCCGGGAGGUGACCAACCCUAUCACUGGGCAACCCAUCCAGAUUCGGGUGGGUCUGCACACAGGUCCAGUGCUGGCUGGUAUGGAGAGUCACGGAGUGCCUGACCACAUACACCUCAGCCCUUUCACAUACAGUGCGCUGGAAGUUAAGGGCUUUGACAUCCUGGAAAGAGGAGAGAUCCAGGUGAAGGGGAAAGGCCUGAUGACCACCUACUUCCUGCUGCAGAACCUGUGUGUGUCUGAGGACACCAUCAUGGCCAGAGGGACAGGAGAGCCCUGCGUGUACAGAGACAACAAGCAGGGGGCGGGAGAGAGCGAGAGAGAAGAACCAGACAGUGUGAGAAAGGAGGAAACGAAUGGCCAAACCACGGCAUCUGCUUCUUCUUUAAGUGACCUCACCAACGAAGACACACCUUUUCUGGGAGACACUACACCUUUUAAAAUGGACCACCUCAACGACGUGAACUCACAAUUCUGCCGACUGCUCUAAGUAUGUGGAGUUGGACUCCAUUUGGAAGCACAUCGUUUGAAAAUCUGAGACCAUUUAGGAAAUGAAAUGUUGAACUCCACAAAGGCAUGCUAGUUCUGACAGUUUUCAAAGAAUCAACAAUGUUUCUACACAUGCUUGCUAACCCACUGGGCACAGAUGUCAAUUCAAUGUCUAUUCAAUGCUGCUAUUUCAAUAAUUUCAUUGAAAUGACGUGGAAACAAUGUUGAUUAAACCACUGUGUGCCCACUGGGAAGUUUUAUAAAUACUGUAGACAAAAAGUGAUAAAUCGGUAUCUCAAAUGUUUGUUGAUGAUCCAAUGACCUCCACGUUGAUUCAACAUUGUAACCACAUUGACAAAAUGAUGUUUAGAUAUUAUAAACAGAUUGAUUCAAUCUGUGGGAGACUCCUGGGGGACUGCUGGGGGACACCUGGGGGUUUCUAUGGGGUGGGGACACCCUCUCUGUCACCACUGGUCAUCAGCUGGUGAAUAUUACUCACACACUGGCCACCAGCAUGCACCUCGGUGCAUCAUUGCCUUUCCCUCAUUAGCACUUUCCUGGGCCUUCAAAUGAGUGUAAAUUAAAUAAGAGAUGAGGA
This is a messenger RNA of Salmo salar (Atlantic salmon), 2013 nucleotides long. NCBI's taxonomy places the organism in Eukaryota, Metazoa, Chordata, Actinopteri, Salmoniformes, Salmonidae. The record is from RefSeq and is a predicted model, not a curated record.